GAGCGGCACUGGGGCACGUGCCCCUCCCCAUCCCCACGUCGCGCCUCUCUGUCUCCCUAUCUGCCAUGUAUGUAGGCUCACCGCACCAGCCUGCACGUGCUCGCAACCACACCGUUUCACAUAACCUUGCCUCCUCUUUCCGGCUCCCAUCUAAACUGGGGACUGUGGCGCAGGCGCAAGAAAAGUCGCCGACAAGUCGCCGACCCCCCAAUAUCCCCCCCCUUACCCCACCACUUACAGUCGUUUAUGGCCCAGGACGUUUGCGAGGGGACGCCAGAUUCUAAUAGAGUUGGUUAUAGCCAGGGAUGGAUCUCUGCUGGCCGGAUUGUGGAGAUGAUGGAUGGAUCGACUCGUCAAAUCAGCGUCCCACCCCCAUCGUGCCGCCAAGCUCACAGUUCACACGGCCCCUUCCAAACUGUCCCCACAACUUGGCGGCCGGGGUCCCCGCCCUCGUUGGCCAUCCGGACCCCGUCGUCCACCUUUAUAAGACGCGCAGCUGUGAGGAAAGGUAUGCAUGCGUCCUGCUCAGCAGCUGAUGCACAUCUCUGCCGCACGGUCCCCCGCACUACGGGGCUUCACUUAGUCAAAAGCCCAGAUCUCUCGCCGCAUACCAUCCCCGCUGCCCGCGACGCCGGGAAGAGGGGCAACGGAGAAAGAGAGAGAGAGAGAGAGAGAGAGAGUGUGUGUGUGUGUGUGUGUGUACUUUACAGUGUACAUACCGUACAUACCAAGGGAUGGUGCGAUAUAUGUGCGUGUAUCCAGCCACACGUAAUCGUCAUACCCCCGUAUCCCGUCGAAAUCCGACCCAGCGCUGGCAAGGAAAACGCGAGGGCUCCAGUUCGGCAGGCCGUCCCCUUUGCGCCCGUCUGUCCAAUACCCAAGAGCCACAUUCUCGUCCCGAGUCCGGGUCGGUCCUUCAAUUGGUUUCUCUCUCUCUCUCUUGCUUGUGUACUUCCUAAAUUGUCGGUCAAGUGCGGAUGGCUAUGGCUACCGCUCCUGCUCCCGUGGCCGCAACUGCUCUUGCGUUCUGAUAUGGUCCACAGUCUGGAAAAAGUAGUCGCCCUGCCCUCGGUCGCUGCAGUGCAUCCCUGUCUCUCGCAUUCCGCUGCUACUAAGCGGCGAGGCCGAUAUCAUCAUCCUCGUCCCCGCUGAAGCAGCCACCGACGCCGCCUCGUUUUGGUUUAGUCUUCGCCAUCG
Tilletiaria anomala UBC 951 is the source of this 1197-nucleotide messenger RNA. RefSeq lists its product as uncharacterized. NCBI's taxonomy places the organism in Eukaryota, Fungi, Basidiomycota, Exobasidiomycetes, Georgefischeriales, Tilletiariaceae. The record is from RefSeq and is a predicted model, not a curated record. Bases 247 to 1152 code for a protein of 301 amino acids. The transcript has a single exon.